This is a messenger RNA of Eptesicus fuscus (big brown bat), 1460 nucleotides long. RefSeq names its product hydroxyacyl-thioester dehydratase type 2 (gene HTD2). Bases 16 to 522 code for a protein of 168 amino acids. The transcript has a single exon. The record is from RefSeq and is a predicted model, not a curated record. NCBI's taxonomy places the organism in Eukaryota, Metazoa, Chordata, Mammalia, Chiroptera, Vespertilionidae.
UUGAGGGUGCCGAAGAUGUUCUCCGUAAUGUCCAGCCAUCGUCUCUGGUGGUGUAGCCUUCAGAGGAGAAUCUGCCUGAACCAGCCAGUUGUAAGCAGGCAGCACUUUCAGCAUAUGCACAUCCGAGUUGGAGACCGGGCAGAACUCAGCAGAGCCUUCACACAAAGGGAUGUGGUUGCCUUCUCAGAACUAACAGGGGAUGUCAAUCCUUUGCAUUUAAAUGAAGAUUUUGCAAAACACACCAAGUUUGGAAAGACAAUUGUGCAUGGAGUUUUGAUCAAUGGACUUAUUUCAGCUCUCCUGGGUACUAAAAUGCCAGGCCCAGGCUGUGUAUUUAUUUCCCAGGAAAUUCACUUUCCAGCCCCUUUAUAUGUUGGAGAAGUUGUUGUAGCUUCUGCAGAAGUGAAAAGGCUGAAGCGGUUCAUUGCUGUUAUUGCUGUGUCAUGCUUUGUAAGAGAAAGUGAAAAGACUGUUAUGGAAGGCUGUGUUAGAGUUAUGGUCCCAGAAGCUCCCAAACCCUGAAAUAGGUGUUUAAAGAUGCAAGUUCAGGCAUCAGUGUUACUGUUAUUGAAGAGCCUCUGAGGAAAACGGAUUGCUGCUCUUCAACAAGGAGUGGCCAGCAGCCCCAGCAGCCCACAGUGGGGGAGGGCAAAGGUAGCGAGGUGUUCACAUGUCCACUUUCUAAUUUGGCCUUAGGCUUCAUACAGACGAGUCUAUUUAUCAUCUAAGUUUGUAAAUUUGAAAAAAUAUGGGGGGAGUUAUUUAGCUCAAAGUUCUAAUUUUAGGAUUUUAAACCAAGUUAUAUUUGCAUUUGGAUAACAAACUUACCUAUAUCUGUGUAGAAUAAAUUUCUCAGUGAAUUUAUAGCUAGGUAGCAUUUAAUUUUUGACGGCAACUAGAAUAGAAGUUGGGUCAUCUUUGAACACCUGUCUUUUACCAACAAAUAUUAGAUACUGUUCUUCCGUAGUUUCUGGGUCAGAGUGUUUUGUAAUUCGUUACUGUUUAUACCAAGAUGGCAUCUUGCUUAACCUUCAAGUGGUACAUGCCUCUCAAAUGGUUUCUUGUUAUCAGAGAAAGAUUUAAACUCAGUUAUGUAAACUCUUGGUCUAAUCUAUAAAAUGGGGGUAAUAACACCUACCACCGGGUUGUUGGAGAUACAAAUAGCAAAGCACAAGGCCUAACCUGUAAACAGUAGCUACUAGUGUUCCUUCUCCCCUGUGAAUGAGGUUAGAGGUUUUCCUGAGUUUAAAGCUAACUGGCCCGCAGGUAAACAGGCCAGUCUUUCAGGAUGUCAACCAAUCUCUUGGCAUUUUAAACCUGGAAUAGCUCUUGAGUGCAAAAUUUCUAUUUUAGCAAUCCAGAUUAUUGUCUCCCUUCCUUGAUGAUGUGGGUUCCUCCCGUAUAUAAAUAAUAUAUACCUAUUGUAAAAAAAUUUUAUAAGAAAUAAAAAGUAUAAGGAA